UCCACUUUUAUUUUUAUAGUUUUCUUGCUGACAAGGAAAAAAAAUAAAAUUAUCAUCAACGCGUUCCCGUUUCGUGACUAUCCUCCAGUUGGUCUGCAUAAAUAAAGAACAAUGUCAUCCGCUCUCUAAUUUAUUAACUCUUCAAACUCUUUUUUUUUUUAACGCUUUGCAUAUCGCGGCCAACAAACAUUGUAUUUAUCUCGAGUCAACUCAAAAUUUUGCCAGAUCGGUCGCAGAGCUGUAAAAAACAGAGACGACUUUUUUCUUCUUCUUUCCCAAAAAACAGGGCGUUAUAAAACGUAUAUAAAAGUGCGAAUUACCUUUAUUCGGAGAGAGUAUCGAGCGAGAAGCGAAUUACAUUAUCGUUUCAAUCAUGUGCAAGUACAGUUUAUCAAUAUUCUUAAAAGUACUCAUCCUCGUAGCGUCGAUUAGUCGUCGCGUCGACGGUCAAGUCUCUAUCAGAAAAGUGACAGCCGCCGUCGAGCUCGCCGAGGGCCCGCACUGGGAUUACAAAAGCCAAUCCCUGUACUACGUCAAUAUACUGGGCAAACAGAUUCUCCGGCUCGAUCCGCUGACGGGACGAGUGAAUCGGGUCACCUUCCCGGGCGACCAACUCAUCAGCUUCGUGAUUCCCGUCCAAGGCAGGAGAAGCCAACUGAUCGUCGGUCGUGGUCUGGACGUCGUCCUGCUGGAUUGGGACGGCCGGGAGGACGUCACGGAGCCCAGCUACGAGGUCGUGGCUUCACUAGUGGAUCGCGACGCCGAUCCCGCGCGUCAGAGAAUCAACGACGCCAAGUGCGAUCCUCGGGGUCGACUGCUGCUCGGCACGAUGGCCCUGAAAUCGGCCGAGGGCAGCGUCGAGCCGAAUCGCGGGGCCCUCUAUAAAAUCGGCGGCCGCAGACUGCAGGUGGAACGAUUGUUGUCGCCGGUGACGAUAAGCAACGGCCUGGCCUGGAACGCCCGCGGCAACGUCCUCUACUACAUCGACUCGGCGAGCUAUCAGGUCUGGGCGCUGGACUAUCGACUGGCCACCGGUCGGCUCCAGGCGGCCGACAAAAAACGGGUAAUCAUCGACCUCAAGGUAGCCGGGAUCGAGGGUAUGCCCGACGGCAUGACCAUCGACGACGAGGGCAAUCUCUGGAUCGCCGUGUUCGGCGGUGGCUGCGUGCUAAACGUGGAUCCGCGUGCCAAGAAGCUGCUGCGAAAGAUCGACCUGCCCGUGCCCCAGGUGACGAGCGUAGCCUUCGGCGGGCCCCACCUCGACGUCCUCUACGUGACGACGGCUCGCGAGGAUCUGACCGAGGCACAGCUGCUGGAGAAGCCCGAUUCCGGGAGCGUCUACGCGAUCACGGGACUCGGUGUGCGCGGACGUGUCGCCAGUGAUUUUUCUUUAAAUUAGAUUCAGUGAGCAACGAACGAAUGCGAUUGGCUUUAGUUCACAUUCUUGAAACAAGUAGGCCCUUUCCGAAUCGAUACAGUAUAAGUACGAGUAAAUCGUAAAAGUCGAGCAGUCUUACCGCGCGGACGGACGCGAUGUUUUUUGGCACUUAUCCAGAGCCAUUAUUCGCUACAUAAUUUAAAACGAGCUCGAGCAAAUUUUUUCUUACAAGAGGUUUACGUUACACACACUUACGAAAAAAAAAAAAAAACGAUCGCGCUCGUAAAAAAAAAAAAGUAGCGGAGGAGUAGUAACAUCUUGCCAACUACACGCGGGGGGGUUGAUUCGCCGCAUCGCAUGUUACACACACACACACACACACACACAGUUUUCGAGUGCCUAUAUUCGCCGCGUGUAUGAAUUAGUUGAAGAAAUAAAAUUCUCCCCGCUUGUUCGAGUUCGUACCACUUGCGCAUGUAAUAUGUAAGAAGAUAAAUUGGAAGGACACGAGCAAAAAAAAAACACGUGUUCGUCCGCAUCGAUAUCUGUGUCAUUUCGGAGUUUUAAAAAUAAUAAUAAUAAAGGAGUUGAUAUGAAAGACAGUAAAACGCACUUGCUCUUUAAAGUAUAAAAUUUAUUGCGUGCUUAAAUAUAUUAUAUUUGUAAUAAUAUAUUUAUAAGAAUUUACAAAGUAUGUAUACUGUUUAUUUUUAUUUAAAUACUGUAAAUACUUUGUGCUCGGUUCUCUUCUACGUUCGCAGAUGAUAUGGAAAAAUGCAUAAAAUUUCAGCUAAUAUUGUAUAUAUAAUUAAUUAAUUAAUCUUGCAUUACGUUCUCUUCUACAGUUCGUAAUUAUUUUUUUUUUUUUUAAUAAUUCAUUAUAUAAUAUGAUAUAUAAUAAUAUGCCUUGACUAUAAAAAUGUAAAAAGUUUUAUCUAAAAAACGAAUUCUCUUCUAUCUACAAUAGCUAUCAUCUAGUUAUUUAAUUAUUCAUGUAUCAUUAAAUAUUCUAAAAUUAUUACAAAGCCUGUAAAGAUGUAAAAAUA
This is a messenger RNA of Trichogramma pretiosum, 2424 nucleotides long. Its product is annotated as regucalcin-like. The transcript has a single exon. NCBI's taxonomy places the organism in Eukaryota, Metazoa, Arthropoda, Insecta, Hymenoptera, Trichogrammatidae. The record is from RefSeq and is a predicted model, not a curated record. Gene Ontology annotation, biological process: L-ascorbic acid biosynthetic process. Gene Ontology annotation, molecular function: gluconolactonase activity; calcium ion binding; enzyme regulator activity. The coding region runs from base 374 to 1399 and encodes 341 amino acids.